Messenger RNA from Besnoitia besnoiti, 2313 nucleotides. RefSeq names its product GNL3L/Grn1 GTPase. The record is from RefSeq and is a predicted model, not a curated record. Bases 1 to 2313 code for a protein of 770 amino acids. Lineage: Eukaryota; Apicomplexa; Conoidasida; Eucoccidiorida; Sarcocystidae. Gene Ontology annotation, cellular component: nucleolus. Gene Ontology annotation, molecular function: GTP binding. The transcript is spliced from 8 exons.
AUGUCAGUCUCUGAGACGUCUUGGAUCAAGCGCUGCACUUGUCCGUAUUCGAAAAAUGGACACAGAGUACUUGACUUCCUUUACGCUGAUCAGCCCUCCAGGAGGAAUGCCGUCUGUGUGUUGUCUCUCCUCUUUCUGGCGAACACUCUCGUCAGACAAGCUGCAGAAGCACAACUCUUAUUCCCUUGUUUUACUUUGCGUUUCACCCUUUGUUUCAUUUUUCGUUGGUGUUGUGUGUUACUGCCUCCAGAAAACUCCCGGCGACAAAAACUGUCGCAGAAACACAACAUUGAGAAAAAGGUGCGGGAGCAUCGGCGAAAAAUGCGCAAGACGGCCAAACAGACGGGCGGCCCUGUGCGCAAGAAGCAUCGACGCGACCCGGGCAUUCCAAACUCGUGCCCUUUCAAACAGGACAUUCUGCGGACGAUUCAGAUUCGAAAGCAACAGAAAGAGGCGCAGAUUGCGGCCGAACGCGAGCGCAGACACGCCGAGGCCAGUGGCGCUCUCGCGGGCGGCCUGCCCUCGAAGGACGACGCCGACGAGAUGGACGCGCCAGAGCUCGUCGCUGCGAAUCAGCUUGAGCAGCUGCUGGACUCCGCUGCAGACAACCAAUCGCGUUUUCUCGCUGAACAACAGAGGCAAAACGAGUUCGUAGACGGCUCGCUGUUCAGCUACGAGCUGACGACUCAGCAGCAGGUGUAUCUCCAGCAGCAACAGCGCCAGCAGCAGCUGCUGCUGCGUCGGGUGCUGCAGCAGGCUGACGUCAUUAUUGAAGUUCUGGAUGCGCGCAUGCCGUCCGCCUUCCGCUGUCCUGCCCUCGAACGCUGGGUCCUCGGUGAGGGCAAGAAGCUGAUUCUGGUGAUGAACAAAAUCGACCUCGUCCCCAAGGAGGCUGCGGUUGCGUGGCUCAAGACGCUGCAGCGCGGCGUCGCGCCCGCCCUUGCGUUCAAGUGCGCCGGCGGCAGAAGCUCCGGAGCGCGGAAGAGGGGCGUGAAACGCGGCGGAAAGAGAAAACUUCAAAACUGGACUGACGUCGAGCCGCUCGAGGCGAGCGAGAGCUUCAAAAAGUGUUCAUCUGUCGCGCUGGGCGCGCCCGCGCUGCUGCGGCUUCUUAACGCACUCGCGCACACUGCGAACCGCGGAGAAGGAGGCCCGCCGCUGCUGGCGUCGCUCGAGGCUGACGCCGCGUCGGCUGCCUCUUCCUCCUCCGCGAAGGCGAAUCUGAUUGUCGGCGUCGUGGGUUACCCGAACGUGGGCAAGUCGUCGAUUGUGAACGCGUUGACGCACUCGUGCUCGACUGCGGCGGUGGCCGCCAUGCCUGGCAGCACCAAAACGCUGCAGUUCGUCCGCGUCGACAAGCACAUUCAGCUAAUUGACUCGCCAGGCGUCCUAUUCUCUCCGUCGAAAAACCCGCAAGACGAUGCGCUGCUUCUCCCGCCGUCGACCCCUGGCGCCGCGGCCGCGGCGAGCCUCGCAGACGAGCCGGGAAGGGACGCAGCUGCAGAGAGCUGCUCCUCGUUCAUUCUCCGCAGCUUGCUGCCUGUGCAUCGCCUUGGAAACCCGCAGCAAGUCGCCAGCGCCGUCGCCGCCUGGUGCUGCCCUGAGACGCUCCAGCGCCUGUACCGCUUGGAGGCCUUCUCCUUGCCGCAGGAAAUGCUCGCGCUGCUGGCGCACCGACGCGGUAAACUCAAGAAGGGCGGAGUUCCCGACCUCGAGGCGGCCGCGAAGAUCUUUCUGCAGGACUGGCAAACUGGAGGCAUCCCCUACUACACACUGCCGCCCUCAGAGAGCGCCGAAGUCUCAGCUGCGCCGGAGCUCAAGGGCGAAAAGGUCGCUUUCUGGAAGUCCGCUGGCGGUGAAGGUUCGGGCGAUGCGAAGGCGCAGGCCUCGCCGGCCGACGUCUACGCGUCCGUCCUCGCUGCGCAGUGCCGCGCCAUUGAGACCGGAGAAGAUGAAGAGAAGAAGACAGACUCCGGCGACGCACAGGCAACCGCCGCACGCAACACAGGCGUGCUGCGCAUCAGCCACUCCGCCGGUCAACGAGCCGCAGAGCCUCAGAGGCCGUUCAUGCUGCUACGCUUCGGGCCUGUCCCUGGAGACUCCGCGUCGACUGGAGAAGAGGCUGAGUCGGGAGACGACGCCAUGGCAGAAGACGAGGCACCCGAGAGACUGCAAAGCGCCGCCAAGGUCCCCAAGAAGGCGGCGAAGAAGAAGCGCAAGCUCGCGAACAAACUCCAUCGACAGGCUGCGGCCGCAGCCCGCGGCACGGGAGAAGAAGCUUACAUGGAUGUAAGCGCAUGCGACAUGCUCUAG